AUGGGUGCUGGUCAACGUCGUCGUCGUGCGGCAGAGGCUGCUGCCGCAGCCUCCGUCUCCACUUCUCCCACCGAGUCAAUCUUUGACUCUUCUCCUAUCGCCCCAUCUCCUCUGGGCUCUCCUCUUUCCGUGGGCUCUCCCCUUUCUUUGGGCUCCCCUCCUUCUAUCUCAUCGCUUCCGGCAAGCUCAUCAGACGAUGUUGGUGAGCUAUCAAAGAAUUUGGCAUCCACCUCCAUUAAUGGGACAAAGACAUUGCCAGCUAAGCCCUAUGUCUUCGUCGCCAUUGAUCUCGAGGCGAACACGCACGAUUAUACGUGCUUCGCUAACAACAAAACCUACACCCGCGGUACGCCCACCCAGAUCGGCAUUUCCAUCCUCAGAGCAAAUGGAAACAAUGCAACCCUUUUCGCAAACGAUCCCGACUCCCCAGCUGGCACCAGUUAUCGCCACAUCAAGUUCAAGGAGUUUGCGAAGUAUAGAACCAGAAUCGGAAAGCUAAAGGCAGGUGAAAAGGUCGACUUCCUUUACGGCCGUACUGAAGUCAUUCCACUCGGUGGGGCAAACAACCUCAUCAAAAAGCUCAUUGAUGAUGAGAGCAAGCACGGAAAGGUGGUAUUGGUUGGUCACGCCAUCCAGAAUGACCAAAAGAUCUUGGGUAUGGGGGGGAUUAACGCCUUCGAUGCCCUCUUUCCAGAGGCAUUAGAUACUCAGGCUAUGCACCUUCCACCGGGAAGCAAGCAGGGUAGAAGCCUGAUCAAUUUGGUCUUGGGCUACAAUAGCUCUGCGGAAACAGGCUGGCAGCACAAUGCCGGCAACGAUGCCGCAUGGACACUUUGGGUCAUGGCAAAGAAGCUGCCGGACAUCCUCACCAUCUCGGAAUCUGGAACAGAGAUGGUGAUCAAUACCUCCAAGACUCUGAGGUUUCCACCCAGAGCACAAUACGACUACGAUGACGACAUGUAUGAUUACUGUUAA
Messenger RNA from Botrytis porri, 975 nucleotides. RefSeq lists its product as uncharacterized. The transcript has a single exon. Bases 1 to 975 code for a protein of 324 amino acids. Gene Ontology annotation, cellular component: nucleus. The record is from RefSeq and is a predicted model, not a curated record. Lineage: Eukaryota; Fungi; Ascomycota; Leotiomycetes; Helotiales; Sclerotiniaceae.